AUGGAAGGAGGUGAAGGGAGCAACCAGUUUCAUGCAGGUGGAGAGAAACUCAACACACAAAAUGAUCAAAAUGAUGAUUCUCCUCGUGAGAUGGUCAGGCCAUCUACAUCGUUGAAUGCCUCUAACAACGAUGCUUCUGCUUCUGCUUCUGUUCCGGUGAAAAGAGGACCUGGUCGACCACCAAAGGGCCCAGAACAAAGGCCGAUGAAGUUGAAGAGGAGUGACGCAAAUCAAGGAACCGGAAACAGCGAGAUUGUUAGUUCCUUGAUGAUGCGAUUUGACGCUGUGAGAAGGUAUCUGAGCCAAUCCAGGCCUGGGAAAGGUGAGGUUUUUGUGGCAGUGGACACAUUCAAGAAACUCCAACUGCGGACAAACACAACCAAGAGAGUUGGCUCCGUUCCAGGAGUUAACGUAGGAGAUAUCUUCUUCUUAUGGGGAGAAAUGGAACUCGUGGGGCUGCAUGGAGUCCCGAUUGGGAUUGAUACCAUGGGUAAAAACGGUGUAGAUGAUACACCGUUAGCUAUCAGUGUUGUCUCCUCGGGAAAGAACGCCGACAAAGGUGACGAUCCUGAAACCUUGAUCUUGACAGGGCUCGGUGGUACGGGCAAGACUUCUGGUCAAGCAUCUGAUCAGAGACUUGAGGCGACGAAUCUCUCAUUAGAGAAAAGUCUAAGGGAGAAAAGUCCUGUGAGGGUUACAAGAGCUGUGGAGGAUGUAAGAAGGACGGCUGGUAAGAUAUAUAUCUAUGAUGGUCUUUACACCAUUACUGAUAUGUGGGACGAGAAGAGUGAAGCUGGUUUCAAGGUGUUCAAGUUCAGGUUGUUGAGGGAGCCUGAUCAGAAAAAUGCUUUUGGGAUUUGGAAAUCUGUGGAGCAGUGGAAGAAAGGGCUGGUGAAGAGACCAGGUCUUGUUCUUGAAGAUCUCUCUCAUGGAGCUGAGAAUCUAAAGGUAACUUUGGUUAAUGAGGUUGAUGAUGAGAAAGGUCCUGAUGCUUUUAGUUAUAUCACUUCUUUGAAGCAGUGUGACAUUACUGUUCCACCUAUGGUUGAGUUAUGCACUUGUCAAUCAAGAUCUUGUUCUGUGGAUUGUGUUUGCAUCCAGAGGAACGGAGGGGAGUUACCAUACGUUGAGAACAUUUUAGUCACCCGUGGAGAGAUUGUUUACGAGUGUGGUGAUUCUUGUCCUUGUUUUGCCAUCUGCAAGAACAAGAUGAUUCACACCGGGCUGAAGUUCAGUUUAGAAGUGUUUAAGACAAUGGACUGUGGCUGGGGUUUAAGGUCUUGGGAUCCGAUUCGAGCAGGUAGUUUCAUCUGUCAAUAUGCUGGUGAGAUUAUAGAGAAAGCUGGCGAAGAAGAUGGUUAUGUAUUCGAUACUUCUAGGGUUUAUAAACCGUUUGAGUGGAAUUAUGAGCCUGAGCUUAUUGGGAGGGAUGCUUCAGAAAAAGUCCUUGAGAGGAUUGAUGGUUUACCAGCAUUUGUGAUAAGUGCCAAGGAAUCAGGGAACGUGGCUCGGUUCAUUAACCAUAGUUGCUCUCCCAACGUUUUCUGGCAGACUAUUGCUCGUGAAGAAAAGGGUGUGUGGUGUCUUUACAUUGGAUUUUUUGCUAUGAAGCAUAUUCCUCCAUUAACGAGUUGA
Messenger RNA from Microthlaspi erraticum, 1635 nucleotides. NCBI's taxonomy places the organism in Eukaryota, Viridiplantae, Streptophyta, Magnoliopsida, Brassicales, Brassicaceae. The record is from the annotation of a GenBank genome assembly.